UGUCGUGCGUGUCUGUUUCAGUAGUGCACACAUAGUUUACCACAUCUGUCACAGUUUUAUGGUCUUCCAUGGACCUGAACUAUUCAUUGUAUUGUGUUGUAUUAUGUCAGGCUAUAGUGACAUGUAUGUGUUACACGUGUAGCCCGGAUCAUCUUUCGGUGUUCCACAGCGUAUUCACAACUGACGUACUUUUACACCAUAUAUGGCUGUGAGCAUCCAGGCAGUGUGCGCGCUCGCCUUGUGUCUCGCCUAUGUCGGCACCCAUGUGAUCAAGAGAGAGACUACAUGUGCAGACAAUAACUCCUGCCCUAAACCCGGGGGUGGAUGUGUUCCUGUCAACCAAACCUACGAACUAAGCCAUUGUUCUAAGCUGAAAUGCACUUUGGAGUCCAAUGUAUAUUGGCUCCGCGGUAACAUGGGAUGUGCCACCUUAGCUGGGAGUUGCGUCAACGUUGGCCAGAUAUAUUCAUACAACGCCUGUACAAAUGUCACCUGCACGUCCGUUAACUCGUCUCUCAUAUUCAAGGGCACUUAUAGUUGUGCCCAUGGUGACCCAAUAUUUUGCUAUGGACAGGGUGCAAAUGUAACCAUCGACGGCUGUAAACACACAUGUGUGUUAAGUGGAAACACCAUCGGCUUUAUGAAAAUCAAUUCUAAUUGCGGAUAAGCUACACUACAGGGGCAGUACCAAACUACCAAAGUCGUUUGUUGGAAGAACAGCAGCAAUAAAUAUAUGAUUUAGGA
Messenger RNA from Haliotis rubra (blacklip abalone), 744 nucleotides. RefSeq lists its product as uncharacterized. The record is from RefSeq and is a predicted model, not a curated record. The transcript is spliced from 7 exons. Lineage: Eukaryota; Metazoa; Mollusca; Gastropoda; Lepetellida; Haliotidae. Bases 203 to 667 code for a protein of 154 amino acids.